This is a messenger RNA of Durio zibethinus, 815 nucleotides long. The record is from RefSeq and is a predicted model, not a curated record. NCBI's taxonomy places the organism in Eukaryota, Viridiplantae, Streptophyta, Magnoliopsida, Malvales, Malvaceae.
AUCAAUCGCUUUUGUUUAAUUAAGGCGUUGGGUGAAACAUAAUGUUCACGUAUGACAAAUUAAGCUGGCAGUUGAGCUCCAAACCAAAAAAACUCACCCACCUGUAUUCCAUUAGAAGCCGAAUUCAUUCGCUGAUUAAAUUAUCUAUAGACUGCAGUCUGUAGAGAAUCGGAGACAAGAGGGAUACAAUGAGAAAAAGUGAGAAGACGGCGGAGAUUGCGGAGAGCAAAGAAUGGUACCUAGCAGGGUAUGCAGCCCAAGGCGUUCCAACCUCCGAGCAUCUGAAGCUCCGCAUUGUCCCGCUAUCCCUUACCCUUGAUUCCAUACCGGACGCCCAUGUUGCCAUUGAACUCCUCUUCGUCUCUAUUGAUCCUUAUCUUCGUACCCGAAUGAGCGGCCACGACGAUGGCUUAUAUUUUCCGCAGUUCAGCCUUAACCAGGUGAUAACUACUUUUGGAAUUGGAAGAGUAAUCAGAUCCAAGGAUAAUAAGUACGAUGAGGGUGAUAUUGUGCUGAAUGCUUUCUUCCCUGUAGCCGAAUACUGUGUGGUGCCUUCUGAUGUCCUGAUAAGGAAGAUUGAUCCGGCUGCUGGGAUUCCCUUGCCAGAAUAUCUCAGUUGUUUUGGGGUUCCUGGGUUUGCUGCAUGGGUGGGGAUACAAGGGCUGGGAGACCCAAAGCCAGGCUCAAACGUCUUCAUAUCAGCGGCAGCAGGUGGUGUAGGAAUGUUUGCGGGACAAUUGGCUAAGCUCGAGGGUUGUAGAGUCAUUGGAAGCACAGGAUCUGGUGCCAAGGUACUCCAGUUCUCAACAUACUAG